AUGGACUCCAAGGACAAGAAACCUGAUUCUUCAGAGACACCGCCAGGCACCAUGACCAAGCGUGAGUUAGAGGAACUACUAGGAGCCAAGCCACCAGACACCAAAGAGAAGCUCGAGAAAUUCGACUUCGAGGUUCUUAGCAAGGACGUCAUUACCAGCCUACGAGAUUGCCUACGGGCCAAUGGAGCCUAUAUCAAGAAAGGAAGAGGACUCUCGAUGGCCAAAGAAUUAGCGGACGUAAUCAAGGAAGAGAUCCCAUGGCCACCAGACGACGAAGACCGUCCCCCACCAAAACCAUCUCAUUACUAUCCUCAGCAACAACCAAUUCAGCCACAGCAGCCUUAUCAGCCUUAUCGACCGGAGAACACUGUUCCUCUCCCCCCGCAACAGCCUUAUCAGCAGCCUUAUCGACCGGAGAACACUGUUCCUCUCCCCCCGCAGCCACCUUAUCAACCAAUUGUCGAAGAUACCACUCCAGUCCACCCUCGCCCCACUCCAAUUGUUGAGGAUACCACUCCAGUCCACCCUCCCCACCCAUCCAAGCCACCGCCCCCCUCCACGUCAGCCUCAACAACAGCCAAUGCAGUCAAUUCAGCAACAACAGCCUGA
Messenger RNA from Letharia columbiana, 609 nucleotides. RefSeq lists its product as uncharacterized. The transcript is spliced from 2 exons. Bases 1 to 609 code for a protein of 202 amino acids. The record is from RefSeq and is a predicted model, not a curated record. NCBI's taxonomy places the organism in Eukaryota, Fungi, Ascomycota, Lecanoromycetes, Lecanorales, Parmeliaceae.